UUUUCUAUUGGGUAAAAGGUUCCCUCUUUGUGUCGAAUGUGCGGGUUCGCGUCCGAGACGCUCCAGCAAUGGCCGCGCCCACCAACCUCUCCUUACUGCCUCUUUUUUUUGUAGUUUGUUUUGUUUUGUUGUUCAGGCGAGCGGGUCCAUUGACUGAGUGAAUUAUUUCCCCACGCAGUGCAACGACUGGGAGACCGCUCCGUGCUUUCGUCAAACAAUCCCACGCUCACCUCGCACGACGCCUCGUGGGAGUUGUGAACGAAUUGCCGUCGAUGUGUGAGCCUUGAAAGGCUUCCUUCGAUUCGAUGGAAGCUUUCCGUCCAAGUAAUGUAAACCUGAGCGGCAUCUGACCCCGCCGUUGCCGUUAUGGGGCUGGACUUUGACGUGAAGACCUUCUGUCAUAACCUGCGGGCCACCAAGCCGCCUUACGAGUGUCCCGUGGAGAGCUGCCGGAAAGUCUACAAGAGCUACAGCGGCAUCGAGUACCACCUUUACCACUAUGACCACGACAACCCGCCUCCAGCGCAGGCCGUGCCCCAGAAGAAGCGCAAGGGACGGCCGCCGCGUGUGUCGCUAGCCGGGUCGCUGGAUAUGGACGACGGCGGCGGAGGUCAAGGAGGGCAGGGGCACGGCGGGAACACGCCUCGAAGCCCCGGUCGCUCCGAGCCCUCGCAUUCCCCCGGCAGAGACACGAUGACCUACGCCCAGGCGCAGCGCAUGGUGGAGUUGGAGAUCCAGGGACGCAUUCACCGCAUCAGCAUCUUCGAGAACAUCGACGUCGUGUCGGAGGAGGACAGCGACGCCGAGAAUGACCCGCCGUCCAUCACUGGCGCCAACUCCACAGGCGUGUGUAACGGUAGUGACGGCGGAGCCGGAGGUGGCGAGUUAGGCGGCGCCAGCAAGGACAGGCCCGAUAUGCCUUCCUCCAACGGGGGCAAAGCCACGCCCAAAUCCGGGAAGCAUAAAAGUAAAGAAAAGAAGAAGGACGGCUUGUCCCAUCACCACGGUGCUCAGUCGGGGCCCGCGGUCAAGCUGCCCGAGGCCGUCUUUCGAGAACUGGACCAAGAGAGACCUGACGCUCCUCCCCGGCCGUCGUCUUACUACAGGUACAUCGACAAGUCUGUGGAGGAGCUGGACGAGGAGGUGGAGUACGACAUCGACGAGGAGGACUACAUCUGGCUCGACAUCAUGAAUGACAAGCGGCGGCUUGACGGCGUCACUCCCAUCCCUCAGGAGGUCUUUGAGUACCUCAUGGACCGGCUAGAAAAGGAGUCUUACUUUGAAAGCCAUAAUAAGGCAGACCCCAGUACCCUUAUCGACGAGGACGCCGUAUGCUGCAUCUGUAAUGACGGAGAGUGUCAGAACAGCAACGUGAUCCUCUUCUGCGACAUGUGUAACCUGGCUGUACACCAGGAGUGCUACGGAGUGCCGUACAUCCCGGAGGGCCAGUGGUUAUGUCGUCGCUGCCUGCAGUCGCCGAGUCGAGCGGUGGACUGCGCCCUCUGCCCCAACAAGGGAGGAGCCUUCAAGCAGACGGACGACGCGCGCUGGGCUCACGUCGUGUGCGCCCUCUGGAUCCCGGAGGUCUGCUUCGCUAACACAGUCUUUUUGGAGCCCAUCGACAGCAUUGAGCACAUCCCGCCUGCGCGCUGGAAGCUGACCUGCUACAUCUGCAAGCAGCGGGGCUCUGGCGCCUGCAUUCAGUGUCACAAAGCCAACUGUUACACGGCGUUCCACGUCACGUGCGCGCAGCAGGCGGGCCUCUACAUGAAAAUGGAACCCGUCCGAGAGACGGGGGCCAACGGAACCUCAUUCAGCGUCCGUAAGACGGCCUACUGCGACAUCCACACGCCCCCAGGAUCCGCCCGACCUUUGGGAGGAGUCGGCGGAGCGAGUGUGGCGUCGUCUCAGAGCGAAGGAGAACUGGAGGAGGACGACGAGCCCGCCAUCGGCCACGAUGACGACUCCCGAGGCUGGAGCUCCGAGCGGGCCAAGAGGGCAAAGGCCAAGUCCAGGCUGAAGAUGAAGAGAGCCAGGAAGAUCUUGGCUGAGAGAAGAGCUGCUGCUCCAGUGGUGUCAGUGCCAUGUAUACCACCUCAUAGGCUAAGCAAAAUCACCAGCAAUUUAACAGUACCCAGGAAGAGCCAGUUCAUGCAACGGCUUCACAGCUACUGGACUCUGAAGAGGCAAAGCCGCAACGGUGUACCGCUGCUGCGGCGGCUUCAAACACACUUGCAGUCACAGCGACACAUUGAGCCCAUCCCGCCGCAGCCUUCAGCCCAGCUUCCUGUGUUGGACUGUGAGGAGAAACAAACGGUUUUAAAGGAGCAGUUAAAGGCAUGGCAGCGACUAAGACACGAUUUGGAGCGAGCCAGGCUGCUUGUGGAACUCAUCCGCAAGAGAGAAAAACUCAAGAGGGAGACGAUUAAAAUGCAGCAGAUGACACUAGAGAUGCAGCUGACUCCCCUCCUGGUGCUGCUGCGGAGUACGUUGGAGCAGUUACAGGAAAGAGACACUAACAACUUCUUCACUGAGCCCGUGCCCCUUGCCGAGGUGCCGGACUACUUGGACCAUAUUGACACUCCCAUGGACUUCCAGACAAUGUGGAACCUUCUGGAAUCCCAUCGCUACUUGACCUUUGAGGCAUUCGAGGGUGACUUUGGUCUGAUUGUCAACAAUUGCCUUAAGUACAACGCCAAGGACACUGUGUUCUACCGGGCCGCCCUGCGCCUCAGAGAGAUGGGCGGAGUGGUCAUCAGAACCGCCAGGCGGCAAGCGGACAGGAUCGGCUUCGACUACGAGACCGGCAUGCACCUCCCUCGAGAGGCCAGUCCGGACACUCGACGGGAACAAGAGCGGGCGCGCCAGCGGGAACGGGAAAGAGAACGAGAUUGGCCAUUGUCGUCUAAUGAAGAUGAUCUCCUCCUGCCAGAGAACAGGCGGCGCCUGCCUUUGGAGGAGCAGCUGCAUUACGUGCAGGCGCGUCUGGAGGAGACCAGCUCGGGGAAGCACAGCAUCGGCCAGUCUCGCAGAGCCAAAGCCCUCAGGAAGGAGCUCAGCGUCAUCAAGAGGAAGCUGGCUCACCAGCGAGAAGGGGGCUCGGGGGCCAGGGAUUGUCUUGGAGUAGGAGUAGAUCGGGGUUUGCUCCCGCAUCGCCCGUCGUCUGCGGGGCACCACGACGAAGGGGAGGAGAGCAGCAGUCAAGAGCUCGGUGGAAAGGAUCUGAACGUGUCCUCGUCCGCCUUGGCUCCAGAGGUGGGCCGACGGACAUCCGUUCUCUUCUCCAAGAAGAACCCCAAAAUGGCCGGACCUCCUAAAAGGCCUGGACGCCCCCCUAAAAACCGGGACGUGGGCUACGCUGCAGUGGGGGUCACCCCCAGCCCUAUCGGGCCCCCUCAGUUGCCCAUGCUGUCGCCGGGCAGACAAAGGAAGCGUCCCCGCAGCCCACACACCAGUUCCACUUCGGACAGCGACAGCGACAAUGACGACCUGCUGCCAGGUCUGCCAAGUAACGGUUUUGACGGGGGGAACCAGCCCGUGACAGAGAGCUUCCGCGUGUACAGAAAUGACACCCGUCUACCACGUUCUAGCUCAGACUCCGAGUCGACCACCAGCAGCAGCAGCAGCGCCGCCUCUGACCGGACCAGUACGACGCCCUCGAAGCAGGGCAGAGGAAAGGCGUCGUUCUCACGUUCCGCUUUCCAGGACGACAGUAGCGAGGAGACGUCCGGCACGGAAAACGAGUCGUACUCGGUCGGAGGCUCUCGCGGAGUUUCACACUUGGUGCGCAGCCGUGCCAGGUCCGGAUGCUGGAUGACGUCGGAGGAUUAUUCGUCGUUGGAGGCGCUGGACCUUGUGUGGGCCAAGUGCAGAGGCUACCCUUCGUAUCCCGCUCUGAUCAUCGAUCCCAAAAUGCCCCGAGAGGGCGUGUUUCACCGCGGCGUCCCCAUCCCCGUCCCCCCGCUGGACGUUCUUAAACUCGGGGAGCAAAUGACCCAGGAAGCCCGCGAGCACCUCUUCUUGGUCCUCUUCUUUGACAACAAGAGAACCUGGCAGUGGCUGCCACGCUCUAAGCUGGUGCCGCUGGGCGUGGACCAGGAACUGGACAAGGAGAAGAUGCUGGAGGGCAGGAAAUCCAACAUCCGCAAGUCGGUGCAGGUGGCCUACCACCGAGCCAUGCAGCACCGCAGCAAAGUGCAGGGAGACCCCAGCAGCGAGACAAGCGACAGUGACUGAAAGCGCAAG
Molecule: messenger RNA, 4245 nt
Organism: Phyllopteryx taeniolatus (common seadragon)
Lineage: Eukaryota; Metazoa; Chordata; Actinopteri; Syngnathiformes; Syngnathidae
Gene: brpf1
Product: bromodomain and PHD finger containing, 1
Biological process (GO): regulation of transcription by RNA polymerase II
Cellular component (GO): MOZ/MORF histone acetyltransferase complex
Molecular function (GO): protein binding
Source: RefSeq, a predicted model, not a curated record